UUCAAAUCCUAGCUAAAACAAAAGCAACUUAACAUGGCAGAAAUGAUCCUUCUCUUCCUAUCAGUGGUCACCCUGCUAAGCUUUCCGACUGCAGAGGCCGUCUACCUCUACCAUAUCUGCCCCAACACCACCGUCUUCACCCCAAACUCCACCUUCCAAUCCAACCGAAACCACCUCCUCUCCACUCUCUCCUCCAACUCCACACGCACCACCGGCUUUUACAACGCCACCGCCGGCCGUUCCCCUGCCGAAACAGUCUACGGGCUCUUCCUCUGCCGCGGUGACCUCACCACCAACGAUUGCAAAGCAUGCGUAGCCACCGCGACCUCGGGGGUCGUGCAACGGUGCCCGGUCCAGAAAGAGGUUGUGAUCUGGUAUGACGACUGCAUACUCCUGUACUCCAACAAGUCCUUCUUCUCCGUCGCCGCCGAGUCCCCAGCGGUGUUCCUGUCGAACACCGCCAACGUCAGCGGCGAGCCCAUCCGGUUCAACCAGGUUUUGGGGAAGAGCAUGACGGAGGUGGCCACAGAGGCCGCGAACGACGUCGAUAGGUUCGCGACGAGAGAGGCUAACUUCACAGAGUUGAUGAAUGUGUACAGCUUGGGGCAGUGCACGCAGGACUUGUCUAAUUUCGAAUGCAAUCGGUGUCUCCAGGGAGCUAUAGCGUAUUUGCCGGCUUGCUGCAGCGGAAAGAUAGGGGGACGAGUUCUGAAUCCAAGUUGUACUGUUAGGUUUGAACAAUAUCCCUUUUAUAAGGCUCCUCCGCCAGCCUUGAAGGUAGCCAAAAAAAGUAAACUCCUCUCCAUAGUCAUAGCCGGUAUUCUUGCUCCAGCUCUGUGUGUGCCAGUUGUGGUUGUGGUCAGAUGUUUUAUUCCCAAAUUAAAAAGAGCCAAACGACAACGAAAUAAAGCUCAAGUUGACAUGACAACUGUUGAAUCCUUGCAAUUUGAUUUGGGAACUAUCGAAGCCGCCACUAAAAAGUUUUCCGGCUAUUACAAGUUAGGUGAAGGCGGAUUUGGUCAAGUUUUUAAGGGAACACUUCAUAAUAGACAAGAAAUAGCUGUGAAGAGGCUGUCAAAAAGCUCUGGGCAAGGCGUACGAGAGUUCCAGAAUGAGGUUUUACUGGUUGCUAAGCUUCAACACCGGAAUCUUGUGAGGCUUCUGGGAUUCUGUUUAGAAGGAGAGGAAACCCUACUUAUCUAUGAAUAUGUGCCCAACCAAAGUCUUGAUUAUUUUCUGUUUGACGCCGAAAAAAGAGAGCUAUUGGAUUGGCCAAGACGUUGCACCAUAAUAGUAGGAAUCGCGCGAGGAAUCCUUUAUCUUCAUGAAGAUUCUAGGCUUCGAGUUAUACAUCGUGAUUUGAAAGCGAGCAAUAUCUUGUUAGAUGCCAAUAUGCAUCCAAAAAUUUCAGAUUUUGGAAUGGCAAGAAUGUUUGGAGUCGAUGAUCAAACUCAAGGAAACACCCGGCGAAUUGUAGGCACUUAUGGUUACAUGGCUCCAGAAUAUGCCAUGGAGGGAUUGUAUUCUAUAAAAUCAGAUGUCUUCAGCUUCGGAAUACUCUUGCUUGAGAUCCUAACGGGGAGAAAGAACUUUUCAGGCUUUCAUCCCACAACUUCUACACCGACUCUUCUCAGUCAGGCUUGGCAAUUAUGGAAUGAAGGGGAAGUGUUGGAGUUGAUGGAUCCAUUGCUGAAAGAUGCAUGCAAUCCAACUGAGUUCUUGAGAUACAUCCACAUUGGAUUAUUGUGUGUUCAAGAAAAGGCAAACGAUAGGCCGACCAUGUCGUCCGUUCUUCUAAUGUUAAAGAGUGAAAGUAUCAGCCUAACCAAACCUGAGCGACCUGCCUUCAUUACAGGUGGAUCUUCCAAUGAUCACGGCCAUACAUUAGGGGAUUUACCUGGUUUCUCUGUCAAUGGUUUAACGGUUUCAGAUGAUAUUCCACGUUGAGUUGCAGCAGUUCACUCAUACGUGGAAUUUCAUUGCCUCCGAUCUUAGUCUACUUCCUCGAUCUUUGUCUAUUUUAUGAAAUGAAUUUUACUAGCGACGACUCAUACUUUCAACACGCAGAAAUUAAUUAUUGUUUCUAAUUUCAUGCAAUCGAAUGUUAUAAAUUAGAA
Molecule: messenger RNA, 2117 nt
Organism: Argentina anserina (silverweed cinquefoil)
Lineage: Eukaryota; Viridiplantae; Streptophyta; Magnoliopsida; Rosales; Rosaceae
Product: cysteine-rich receptor-like protein kinase 25
Exons: 7
Coding region: 34-1947 (637 amino acids)
Biological process (GO): defense response to bacterium; protein phosphorylation
Cellular component (GO): plasma membrane
Molecular function (GO): protein serine/threonine kinase activity; ATP binding
Source: RefSeq, a predicted model, not a curated record